GGUACAUUGAGGAGGAUACCUGUGAGAGUCAAAUAUAUGCCACUGUCCUGGGUCCGUUCAGCUGUAAUCCGCCGACAAGCGAACUGGGAAAAUCCCCUUUGGUUUCGACCGCAGCCGUCCAUUCCAAAGAGAUCCAUAUCCUCGCAACUCUAAUCCAUAUUAUCACCAAAAUGGCCUUCAUCGAUAACACUAUGACUGUAGGCGGCGUUACCCUAGCGCGCGAAGAAGAGCACCGCCGUCUUAUCGACAUGCAAUGGCGCUGCAUGUCGGAGAUUAAGCAACUUCGUGAUCAUGAAUCAAGCUUUGGCACAGAAGAAUAUCGUAUUCUCCAGGAAAAGAUAGCUGCCUACAAUGAGGUU
Messenger RNA from Acaulospora colombiana, 359 nucleotides. The record is from the annotation of a GenBank genome assembly. Lineage: Eukaryota; Fungi; Glomeromycota; Glomeromycetes; Diversisporales; Acaulosporaceae.